AUGGUGUCAAAGAACUUCUGUAAAGGGAAGUAUUAUGUAACUUUUAAACGUGGUUUUGAAGAUUUUCGGAAAGACGUCAUUAUAUCAAUUGACAAGUUAUUUGAAAAUGAUACUUUGAUACUAACAUUGUCAGACGACGAAGAUCCAAUGUUUUUAUUUCGGAUUUGCAUAACAAGAUGUGAUUAUGAUGAAUUAAAGAAACAACAGGGUCUUCUUAUAGAUUUCGACAAUUUUCCUUCUCAAAUUGUUAGAUUACUACAGCAAUGCGCAUCUAAUAACAUGUUUCUCAUUAUUCAUCAGUUAAACCCCAUAAAGUUCAACUUUGAUAUAGUUGAACACAAUGAAUUUAAGCGAUUAGUUCAUUUAUCUUUGAGCACAGGGCCAGCUACAGAUUCUGAAAUAAAACAACAUAUGUCUGAAACUAUAUCCAAUUUAAAGAAAAAUUUAGCAGCUGCAAAAAGUGCAGCAGCCAGCAAUGAAGAAGUUUUAAAUGAUAAACUGCUUAAAAUGGAAGGAAAAAUACAUGAGCUAACGAUUACCCUGUCCAAGAUGGAAGAAGAUAAAUUGAGAUGUGAGAAGGAAUUCUAUGAAUCCCUGAAAAUAGAAAAAGACAGAGCAGUUCAGGAAAAGAUGCAAUGGCAAAAAACAUCUGAGUUGAAUACUAAAGCGCUUUUAGCCACGUCUCAGGAAAAUUUAAAUAGGAAGGAUAAGCAAAUAGAUGAUUUAAAUUUGCUUUGUAAAAAACUUCAAGAUAACAUUAUGCAGUUAGAAAAUCAAUUAAGUGAGAGAAAUCAGCGUCUGAAUUUUAUAGAAAAUGAAAUACAAAAGACACAUAUUGAUGUUGCUACCUUCAAAGCAAAAAAUGUUACUUUAGAAAAAGAAAUUACUGAAAAAGAUAAUCAGAUAAGUCUAAUGCAGUCACAAUCUGUCUUUUUGGAAAAGGUUAAUAAGGAAAGUGUUGAAACAAUAAAACAAUUAAAUGAAGCGCUUCAAAUGACAAAAAAGGAUAAGGAUAAUUUAGAAAAGAGGUUAUCCUUAAGUGAAUCUCUGGCAAAUAAAAAUAAUGAAGCAGCCCAUUCAACAGCGGAGCAAUUGAUAAAAGCAAAUCAAAUUAUAUCCAAACAAAAUGGUGAUUUGAUUGAAAUAAAAGAGAAGCUUUUAUGUAGGACUGCCAUUGCUUUGGAGCAGGAAAAAGUUAUAGAAGGUAAUAUGAAAGAAAUACAAGACUUAAAAACUGAAAUUGAUACCACAAAGCAAAUUAUGAUAACCAUGAAAAAUGAGUUGGACAACUUGAAAGAAAAAUAUGAAACUAUGGAACAAACACUGAAAGACCGUGAGGAUACUAUUAAGAAUAAUAAUAUGGUUAUUCAAUGGCUACAUAAAAAAAUGGAAGAUAAGCUUCCCAGUGCUGAUAAGCAAAACUUUGGCAUUCAAUCCAGUAGCUCGACGCCGUAUUUUAUAUCAAAGCAUAAACAAGGAAAUAUAUUACAGGAAUCGGACGAUACUAUAAAUUUCUAUGGAACAUCAAAGACGUCAAGUUUAGAUGAAAGUCCCAAAGUUGAAAGUCCAAAAGAAUCUAGUAAAUACGGUUUAGAUCCAAAAUAUUUACAACCUGCAAUGGAAGAUAAUCUGUCAAAGAAGGCUAAAGAUCCUGUUACAUCAGGUGCAACCUCUUCAAGGAGUAAUAAAGGAAAGGAAAAUAAAAACGUCGACUUGCCAAAAGUGGAUUACAGGGAAAAAAAGUCAUCUACGGGACGAUAUAGAGCAACACCAGUUUCUGCUUAUUUUCCA
Molecule: messenger RNA, 1791 nt
Organism: Iphiclides podalirius (scarce swallowtail)
Lineage: Eukaryota; Metazoa; Arthropoda; Insecta; Lepidoptera; Papilionidae
Source: the annotation of a GenBank genome assembly